This is a messenger RNA of Zalophus californianus (California sea lion), 1834 nucleotides long. RefSeq names its product testis specific serine kinase 3 (gene TSSK3). Bases 226 to 1032 code for a protein of 268 amino acids. The record is from RefSeq and is a predicted model, not a curated record. The transcript has 2 exons. NCBI's taxonomy places the organism in Eukaryota, Metazoa, Chordata, Mammalia, Carnivora, Otariidae. Gene Ontology annotation, cellular component: cytoplasm. Gene Ontology annotation, biological process: microtubule cytoskeleton organization; protein phosphorylation; intracellular signal transduction. Gene Ontology annotation, molecular function: protein serine/threonine kinase activity; tau-protein kinase activity; ATP binding.
CAGCAUUUACAUCACAAUUGGGCCGGAGUUUUUAAAAUGUCUGGCCCUCUCCCUCCCCACCACCCGUGGCUGCUGUGUCCAGACGGAGAAUGUUCUAGCGCUGGGGGCGGCUGCGCAUGAAGUCCUUGGGGGGAAAAGGAGCAGGCCAAGGGCGAUGGUGGAGUAGAGCUGCCUCACAGAGGCAGCAUGAGCUGAGAGGGUGAUAGGAAGGAGGCGCUAGACAGCAUGGAGGACUUUCUGCUCUCCAAUGGGUACCAGCUGGGCAAGACCAUUGGGGAAGGGACCUACUCAAAAGUCAAAGAAGCAUUUUCCAAAAAACACCAAAGAAAAGUGGCAAUUAAAAUUAUAGACAAGAUGGGAGGGCCAGAAGAAUUUAUCCAGAGAUUCCUGCCUCGGGAGCUCCAGAUUGUCCGUACCCUGGACCACAAGAACAUCAUCCGGGUGUAUGAGAUGCUGGAGUCUGCCGACGGGAAAAUCUACCUGGUGAUGGAACUGGCUGAAGGAGGGGAUGUCUUUGACUGUGUGCUGAAUGGGGGGCCGCUGCCCGAGAACCGGGCCAAGGCCCUCUUCCGUCAGAUGGUCGAGGCCAUCCGCUACUGCCAUGGCUGUGGUGUGGCCCACCGGGACCUCAAAUGUGAGAACGCCUUGUUGCAGGGAUUCAACCUGAAGCUGACUGACUUUGGCUUCGCUAAGGUGUUGCCCAAGUCACGCCGAGAGCUGAGCCAGACCUUCUGCGGCAGCACAGCCUACGCCGCCCCCGAGGUGCUGCAGGGUGUCCCCCACGAUAGCAAGAAGGGGGACGUCUGGAGCAUGGGCGUCGUCCUGUACGUCAUGCUCUGUGCCAGCCUACCUUUUGACGACACAGACAUCCCCAAGAUGCUGUGGCAGCAGCAGAAGGGGGUGUCCUUCCCCGCUCAUCUGGGCAUCUCGGCCGAGUGCCAGGACCUGCUCAGGCGGCUCCUGGAACCAGAUACGAUCCUCCGGCCUUCAAUCGAAGAAGUUAGUUGGCAUCCAUGGCUAGCAAGCACUUGAUAAAAGCAAUGGCAAGUCCUCCCCAAUAAAGCAGGGGAAGAAAGCAAACCCAAAAACCCGCUUCUAAGAUGGUGAUAUAUAUUUUACACUUGAAGUUUACUUCUAUCCUAAAACUUACCUACACCCUCCCCAAGCCUUACUUCUCUUUCCCUUUAAAGAUCUUCAUGCAACCAGAGGGCCUCGUUCAGACUUCCCUUUUAUUACAGCUAACAAGUGAUUUUCACACAGGUGUUUAACUCAGAUUAAUGGAAAAAAAAAAAAAAAAAAACAGACCCCAGAAUCAUACACACACUGGGGGAGGAGAGGGGAAAAGUGACCAAGAGCAACUGGAACCACCACUGUUGCAACUUCCUUUCCAAAUAAAAGCAGAAGUGCUGGGAAUGCAGAGACUCCUUGUCUUGGUGAGAGGCCUGCUGGGGGCCCGGUCCCUGCCUCACCCCAGAGUCUAAGCUGAGUCUGAGGUGAGGACAGAGGACUUCCUUGAGACCCAGACCACCCCUCCCUGCCUGCCCCUGCCCCUUCCCCAGGCUCCACGCAGGAAGCCAGCCUGCACACUGUGUCCGUCCUGCCCUGCCUCCAGGGCAGCUGCUGUUGGGGACAAGAAUAGACCCCCAGACUUCCAGCUUCUGUUGAAUCUCUUUAAUGCUGUUAAUGGCAAGUCUGGAAAAGGUUCAGAACAAAGUUCUUUUUCUUUCUUUUUUUAAUUACAAAACUAACAGCUGUUAGAAUCUUUUUUUUUUUCCCUUUUUUCUUUUCCUGGCUACAAAAUACUCUGGGGAGAUGCAUUAUAAUUUAAAAUAUA